Messenger RNA from Ceratitis capitata (Mediterranean fruit fly), 1673 nucleotides. Its product is annotated as probable cytochrome P450 313a4. The record is from RefSeq and is a predicted model, not a curated record. Lineage: Eukaryota; Metazoa; Arthropoda; Insecta; Diptera; Tephritidae. The transcript has 8 exons. The coding region runs from base 1 to 1563 and encodes 520 amino acids. Gene Ontology annotation, molecular function: monooxygenase activity; iron ion binding; heme binding.
AUGCUGUUGUUUGAGCUCGUUCUUGGCUUCGAAGGAUUUCGGGUUGUAUUUUUCUUUUGUAUUAUACUGUGCUUGCUUCUAAUUUGUUCGACAUUAUUGAGAAGAGACCGAUUUUACAAUGUAACUUCACAGUUACCAACUGCAAAGGGUCUACCGUUUCUUGGAAUCGCAUAUCAAUUGACACCCAUGAAAAAAUUUCUUUACGUUUUGGAGUCUUAUUUUCUAAAAUUUAAAAGUUGGAGUUAUUACGCUUGGAUUGGACCGCAACCAUUUUUCGUUACCGUCGAUAUAGAAAUGAUAAAAGAAAUACUUACUUCGAGUAGUUUUUUAGAUAAAUCAACAACUAUGUAUUCUUCCGUCAAUAAAGCAAUUCCGAAUGGAAUUAUUUCGAGUCCAGUUAAUAAAUGGAAGCAUAAUCGGAAGUUAAUGAACUCAACAUUUACACACAGAACUAUCACUGCAUUCAUUCCAAUUUUCAAGAGAGGAACGAAUAUACUAGUGGAGGAGCUAGAUGGCUUUGUAGGGAGAGGAGAGCUUGAAGUGUUUGAAAUAAUCAAACAAACCUUUUUGGAUAUGGCCUUAGAAACUACAAUGGGUACAGAUCCUAACCAAACAAAUAAUAAUCACAACAAAAUGAUUAGCGGUUUUAACUAUUUGCUGAAGCAAGCGGCAACCGGAGCUGUUCUCAGCACAGUAAAACUGGGAUUUUUAACUCUCACACCCAGAUAUUUUAGGACUCAACAAUUUAUACAAGAUCAUAUAGAAAAGUUAAUUAAAGACAAAAGGAAAGCUAAUAACUGUAAAGGAAACAGCAAAACUAUGGAAAAUCAAUCGAAUUCGGACGAUUGCUAUACAAAGAAAGAAGCAGAUAUUUUUAUUAACAGAGCUCUUAAUUUUCAGGAUCAAGGCCUGUUUGGGCAAGAUGAUGUAAUAAAUGAAACGAAAACUAUCGUGUCUGGGUCGUUUGACACGGUUUCCACACAAAUUUACUCAAUUCUAAUUAUGUUGGCCAUGCAUCCGAAUGUUCAGGAAAAACUUUACGUAGAAUUGACACAAGUAAUGCCGGAAAACAACAUAUCACUAGAAUACAAGCACCUUAAGCAUUGUCCCUACCUGGAUAUGGUAAUUAAAGAAACUCUUCGCCUAAUGCCAUCAAUCCCAGUUAUCGGCCGGGAAGCAGCGAACGAAAUCCAAGUGAACGGCAUAAACUUUCCAAAAGGCAUUCAAGUAAUGAUACCGAUUUUCAUUCUUCAUCGGCGGAAAGAUUUGUGGGGCGCAAAUGCCAAUGCAUUCAAUCCAGAUAACUUUCUCCCGGAGCGCAUGAGUGAACGGCGUCCAUAUGCAUAUAUACCUUUUUCGAAGGGUGCCCGGAAUUGUAUUGGUUGGUACUACGCUGAGACUGUUUUACGUAUAAUAUUGUUCGGUUUAAUUCGAAAUUUCAAGUUUUCAACCUCCUUCCAGUACGAAAAUCUGGUAUUUUCCAAUCAUAUAAGCUUACGAUAUGUUGAAGAACCUAAACUGCAAAUAUACCGAAGAAAUCAUGCUAUAGAAAAAAUGAAUUAAAUGAUAUUUACCUGCAUACAUAUAUUCAUACAUAGAGACAUACUAAGCUAUACUAAGUGCAUGGAAAUUUGCAAUCAUUCUCUUAUUAGUUUGUAUUUUAUUUGUGUGUA